Paramecium octaurelia is the source of this 561-nucleotide messenger RNA. Lineage: Eukaryota; Ciliophora; Oligohymenophorea; Peniculida; Parameciidae. The record is from the annotation of a GenBank genome assembly.
AUGUAAAAUGUUAAUAAAUAUCGUUUAAAUUGCAAAUUAUUAAUUGAAUCAAGGAAAUAAAAAGAACUCAGUCCGAAAAAAGUUAACAAUACAAUUGAAAAUAUCCUCAAUUAAUUUAAUUUUAUAGAGUCUAAUAAGACAGAAGAGCUGAUUUUAUAAUAAAAUCUAAAUAAAACAUAAUAAAUAAAAUUUAUGGAUUAAGAAAAACGAUCAAUAUAAAAUAGCAAUGUCACUAAAAAUAAUUAUUUUAAGGCAAAGCCUGAAAAAAUUCCAAAAAUGAUGAAUCCAUCUUCAAUAGACUAUCCUCCUCUAAUUAUCAACAUUAAGUAGUUAAAUGUGAAACAAAUACGUAAACCUGAUUAAUCAAACAGGAGGAGGAGAUUUAUUACAUCUUAAGAGAAAUACUUUGAAAAUGAAAAUACUAAUAAUUAUAUUAAAUUAAUUAGCUAGACAAGAUGUAUUUCAAAUACUAGAUAACACUAAAAUUAGAGAUUAUAAACCUUUUGUAGCUGGUCUCGAAAAAGUUCAGAUAAUAUUUCUUUGAAAAAACAUUUAUUUUGA